UCUAAAUUUAGAACCACAAAGUUGUACAAAGGGAUAAAUAUGUAUCACGAGUGUCUGUUUUCUGGGGAUGACGGUACAUUUUCAUUAAUUGUUUUCUGCAGAUGUUUGGAGUACAAUAGUCUUGCAUUUAGGCCCAACGGAUAUGAAAAUAGUUCCGGAGUUUCAGCUGUUGAAUACUUUUAUCGACUUGUCACAUGUGAACGAAGACUGUCCUAUAUAGCUCGGCGGCCAGGUAACGUUCACCAGACAGAAUCUCUACAGACCGUAUUGGCGGACACUAGUAUCGACAUGAAGACGUAAACACUAUGAUUGGAUUGUAAAAACUGGCAAUAAAUGAAUGUCGAACUAGGACGACAUAUUUGAUCAUUUUACGGACGCUUUACAGUCAUGAUCAGUGAGCUUGUGAACCCCUGGACAUUGACCGUGUCACCGACAGCAAACACUGUAAUGUAGACCCAGGCGUACAGUAGUUUGGAAGAAGUAGAGAUCAUUUCUACACAACACGUUGUUGAACAGAUUGUGGCGAUGAUGCGACCAGUCUGUUCUGUGAAGAUGAAAUGGAUGACAAUAUGUCAUCCACCAGUUUACGUCCACGAUGGCUUCAAUGGAUGUGGCCAGGCAGUUUUCGCGCCCAAAGCUGUCCUGUCGUCGCCUCUUCAAGUCCUGGUUCCAGACCGAGACAUCUCAAACUGGCCAUGAUCAGCAAUACGCACACCCUAAUGAAGUGAGGAAGAUGGGCUCGGCCACACCUGAGGACGGACUGAUCCUAAGCGUCUCUAGGAGCUUCGAUGAGGCUCCAGCUAUAUCGGAGGGCGUCAUGAGAGGUGAGGGAGUGCAGAUGGCAACCCCUAGCUUGCCCCGGCACCGCCGAGGCAGCAGUCCUUGCUGUGGGCGGCACAAAGGGAGAUACAAUAUGAUAGGUACUCAACCUCCUGGUGGUUCCUCAGCUCUGUGUAAACAUACCGCUAACCUUGGAGACUUUGCCUUUGUCAACAUUGCGGACAAGGAUACCGUUUAUGACGAUACUGUAUCCCCACAAUGUAUCAUGGAUCUGAUGAGUUUGCUAGUGGGGUUUGGUGUUACGUCCCAACCAGUUCCAUAUGCACCCCGGGCACACAGGCACGACUGUGCAGGUGAGGUUUUCUGCAAGAACUUAUUUCUCAAAGAUAGAAGAGGUCAGUAUUACUUGGUUAUCUGUGACGAAAAUCAUGAUAUUGACUUGAAAAGGCUUCGGUGCAAACUGAAAGCUCACAGAAAUUUUUCCUUUGGGACCAAAGACGAAAUGGCAGCCAUCUUUCAUGUUUCACUAGGCGGUCUGACGCCAUUCGCUCUGAUGCAUAGAACUGCAUGUGAUGUACGCGUUGUCAUGACAAUAGACCUCGCUACUAAUAAAGAAGCUCUGUUGAAUUUCCACCCACUUGAUGCAAACCUUACCCUACCUGUAAGACUUGCCCAACUGAUUCAAUUUCUGGAACACUUCAGGUUUAACCUCGAGUUUGUUGAUAUGUCCUGCUAAACUUCAUUUUUAGAUAUCAGAAUGCAGACAGGAGUGGUAAUAUAGUACAUAAUGAAAAUAGGAGUGGUUCUAUGCAGUGGAGGACAGUCCCCUCCUUUCAACACCAAGAGGCGAAUUUUUUAUUUUUAUAUGUGUUAUCAUUCAACUGAAGGGAUGUAAAAUUAUAAAAUGAAUUCCAUUUUUAUUAGACAAAAAUUCAUUUUAUUUCACAUGAUAACUUUCACCAAAACGUAACUUGCAAUAGUUGUACGAACUUCUAUGGAAAAUGCAUAAAACGUGGAAUACUAUUUAUUACCAGAACGUUUGAAAGCGUGUCAGUUGAAUUAUUGACACCUUAUCUGCUGGUCUCAAACAAUAGCCGUUGGUUUUGUAGUUUGAUUUUAUGUUUGACACAAAAACACCAUGUCCCGUCUGACACGGGAAAACCGGACGAGGGCAUUCUGUCUCACUGUAGCUGGAUGGAGUAUGCCACGAGAUGCCAUUCCACAACUUCCAGGCUUCAGGAACAUAAUCAGUUGACCAACAGUGCAGGUGAUCGUCCACGAAGCGGCCGACUGAGAGUGGUGUUCCGCAGACAAGAUCGGUACGAUGUGAUGGUGACGUCACACCUACGCGAUAGAUGUACAACCACAACUGCCCGUAUGGGACUCACAACAGACCAAUUAGCGUUAAACAGUUUGACCUAGGUUGCGAGGUACCAUCUACACUGCGGUCGACAUUAAGGGGUCCACCGUUCAACUCGGCGUCAUUACCGCACUCAGAUAUGGGCACAAUAUAAUAAGAAUUGGCAGAAGAGGAGGCAGUGAACAAAGAUUUCAUUUCUAUUGCAUGUUACUUUAACCACUUCAAAUUCUCAAAGAAAACUUCACGUUUCUUUUGGAGUUGAGCUUAUUACAAAAACAAGUUUUUUGUUUGUUGUUUAACGCCACACUCAGCAAAAUUCCAGCUAUAUGACGGCGGUCUGCAAAUAAUCGAGUCUGGACCAGACAAUCCAGUGAUUGACAUCAUGAGCAUUGAUCCACGCAAUUGUCCCAAUAAUAUGUGUUAUAGUUCCUCAACAGAUUCAUCAACAAUAAGCAAAUAAAUAAGUCCAGUGUUAAUGCUUGGUUCA
Messenger RNA from Haliotis rufescens (red abalone), 2627 nucleotides. RefSeq lists its product as uncharacterized. NCBI's taxonomy places the organism in Eukaryota, Metazoa, Mollusca, Gastropoda, Lepetellida, Haliotidae. The transcript is spliced from 2 exons. The coding region runs from base 596 to 1516 and encodes 306 amino acids. Gene Ontology annotation, molecular function: aminoacyl-tRNA deacylase activity. The record is from RefSeq and is a predicted model, not a curated record.